Messenger RNA from Benincasa hispida (wax gourd), 1681 nucleotides. RefSeq lists its product as uncharacterized. The record is from RefSeq and is a predicted model, not a curated record. NCBI's taxonomy places the organism in Eukaryota, Viridiplantae, Streptophyta, Magnoliopsida, Cucurbitales, Cucurbitaceae.
GGGAAUUAGUAAAUAAAAGAAAAAGAAAAAGAAAAAGAAAGCACUUAAAUGAAAAUCUGAGAUGGGGUCCACUCCCAUUAACAUUGAUUUAAACACACCCAAUCACCCACCUCUCCUCCUCUCUACCUCUAUAAGUACCUCUACCUUACCCUUCCUCUUCUUUCCGAAUUCUUCCCUAUCUUCUUCUUCUUCUUCUUCUUCUUCUUCUAUUUAUCACUGCUCUAUCCAUUCACUUCUGGCCUCCAAUGGUGGACGUCGACCGUAGGAUGGCUGGUCUCAACCCGGCCCACAUCGCUGGACUUCGACGCCUAUCCGCUCGUGCUGCUGCUGUUACUCCUUCUCACCCCUCACGCGCCGGCCUUCUCUCCUUCUCUUCUCUCGCUGACAAGGUCAUCACCCAUUUGCGCAACACCGGCGUCGAGGUGCAACCCGGCCUCUCCGUCGCCGAGUUCGCUCGAGCCGAGGCCGAGUUUGGCUUCGUUUUCCCUCCCGAUCUCCGAGCCGUACUAUCCGCUGGUUUACCCGUCGGUCCUGGGUUCCCCGAUUGGCGAUCUUCCGGCGCCAGGCAACAUCUUAGAGCCACGCUCGAUCUUCCAAUUGCGGCCAUUAGUUUCCAAAUCGCCAAGAAUACGUUCUGGUCCAAGUCUUGGGGUCCCAGGCCAUUGGACCCCGAAAAGGCCUUACGGGUCGCAAGAAAUGCUCUCAAGAGAGCGCCUCUUUUGAUUCCCCUCUUCAAUCACUGCUACAUUCCCUGCAACCCUUCUCUGGCGGGGAACCCAAUCUUCUCCGUCGAUGAGAAUCGGAUCUCCUUUUGUGGUUUGGAUCUAUCCGAUUUCUUCGAGCGGGAAUUCCUUUUUCGGAGCUCCGACUCCAAUGCCCACCUUCUCAAAAAGCAAAGGUCCAUCAGUGAAAAAUCCGCGGGCUCCUCCUCAAACUUCUCACGACGGAGCCUGGACACCGGAGCAAGAACGCCAAGGUGGGUGGAGUUCUGGAGCGACGCAGUGGUGGAUCGGCGGCGGAGAAACUCGUCGUCGUCUUCAUCUUCAUCGCCGGAUAGGGUAAUAGAGAUGCCGAGGUCGGGAAUUCCGAAAUGGGUAAACGAAUACAUCGAAGAAAUAGGAUCGACUUUGAGAGAGGGGGGAUGGAGCGAAACGGACAUCACAGAGAUAGUACAGGUGUCAGCCUCCGGAUUCUUCGAAGGAGCAGCGAUGGUAUUAGUUGACAACCAGGCUGUUCUAGACGCUCUGCUUCUAAAAACGGAUCGGUUUUCGGAUGUUCUCCGAAAAGCCGGAUGGAGCUCGGAAGAAGUGUCGUACGCUCUGGGGUUCGAUUAUCGACCGGAAAAGGAACGAAAACCGGCAAAGAAGCUAUCCCCAGAACUGGUGGAAAGAAUCGAGAAACUGGCGGAGUCGGUUACUCGGUCAUAGUACGGGCAUCCCAAUUCCCAUCUCCCCAGAUUCCUCACUUUGCUUUAUUUUUAAAAUUUCAAGGUGUUGGGUAUGCCAUUUUCUGCCCUCCAGUCAUUACUAUUUUUUUAAAAAAAUUAUAUAAAUAUAUAAAUCAUGGUAUUGAGGAAAAAGUAAAAACAAUCAAACGGUCCAAUUUAUACGAUCCCGUUCAUGUAUGUAUACGAAUAAUGAUGAUAAAUGAGAAAAGUAGAAAUAUUAUAUUAUUUUGUGAA